Mycotypha africana is the source of this 761-nucleotide messenger RNA. RefSeq names its product putative calmodulin. Gene Ontology annotation, molecular function: calcium ion binding. NCBI's taxonomy places the organism in Eukaryota, Fungi, Mucoromycota, Mucoromycetes, Mucorales, Mycotyphaceae. The transcript has 5 exons. Bases 63 to 512 code for a protein of 149 amino acids. The record is from RefSeq and is a predicted model, not a curated record.
CACUCUUUCUCUUUCUUUUCUACGUUUUUCCUUAAUUGAGAAACUUGACUAAUAUUAACACUAUGGCUGAUACCUUCAACAAAGAACAAAUUGAUGAAAUUAGAGAAUCUUUCAAUUUAUUUGACAAGAACGGUGAUGGAACCAUUGAUAUCAAUGAGCUCUCUCAAGUCAUGCGUAACUUGGGACAGGAAGCUUCAGAUGCUGAAGUGAAGGACAUGAUUAAAGAGGUAGAUGCUGAUAACAAUGGCACUAUUGAUUUCCAAGAAUUCUUGACUAUUAUGUCUCGGAUGAAGGCUAAUGACGAUGCGCAAAAUGACCUGAUGGAUGCUUUCAAGGUCUUUGAUAAAGAUAAUGAUGGCUAUAUCACUCAAGAUGAACUCCGUACUGUUAUGACCAACCUCGGCCAAAACUUGUCCGCCCAAGAACUUGAAGAAAUGAUUAAGGAAGCCGAUACUGACGGUGAUGGUCGUAUUAACUAUAAGGAAUUUGGUAGAAUGAUGGAUACCAUGUAGAUGACGCGUUGCUUUCAUAUAUCACAUUAUUGCCAUUUACAGUCGAUAACUAAUAAAAUUUGCAUAAUUGUACAAUUUGCAGCACUGUACCAUAAUGAACCAUCUCUUAAUUCAUUUUCAGCAGUUUCAAAAAGUUCUUUGUCAUCGUCGCCAAGCACAAUUAGGCUGUCUGAAUCUGUUUUUUAAAUAUGUUGUUACGGACCAUAUAAACCCCAAAAAGCAAUAUACUUUGCCUUCCGACGCGUUGCU